AUGGCUGAAGAACCAAAGUAUCUCCUUCCGGAGCCAGAAAAAGAGGUAGCACGCCUAACGGAGCAGGACGCCGUAAUCACCCAUCUCAUGAACGGGAAACGGAUCCUCCCCCCGAUCGACCUUACGAGGCCAGGCCUCCGGAUCCUAGACUCCGGGACGGCCGACGGCCUCUUCCUGCGCGCCAUCCAGCCACUGCUAACGGCCGAGGGCGAGCCCCCCACCCUCCUGGGCUACGACAUCAUGCCGAGCUUCUUCCCCCCCUCCCCCAUGGUCCCGCCCCACACCACCCUCGCCGUCCACGACAUCGCCGAGCCGUGGCCCGCCGGGCUGCAGGGCACCUGCGACCUCGUGCACCAGCGCUUUACGAUCCCGGGGGGCACCGGCGCCGGGAGGGCGACGCCGCGCGGGGUCGUGCGCGGCCUGUGCCGGCUCGUCAGGCCUGGUGGCUGGAUCCAGCUCGUCGAGAUGGACGUCACGGGCGGCGCGGGCCACGGGCCUGCCAUGCGCGACGCGUGGGCUGUUACCGGCGCCUUCUUGGCUGCUGCUGGGGCUGGUACUGACUAUAGUAAGGAUAUGGCUGGCUGGCUUCGGGAGGAAGGCUUCGAGAACGUUCAUGAUGAACGUGUUGACCUUGACGUCGGUGCGAGGGUCAAGGAUACCAAGUGGGCCACCCGGAGCGCUAAGAUAUUAGUAGAGGCUUUCACAGGAGUCGUAGGCGCAUGUAAGAGUGAGUUUAAUCCUGCUCUUAUACCUCCUAGUAAUGUUCGUGGCUUUACUUUCGUUCUACUGACACCUCAUUUCCCCGUUGAUUUAGUGAUGAAGCUUGACCUUCCCUCGUCGCUCUCAGGGUCCCUAGAUGAGAUACCUGGACGAGCGGAGGAAGAACUUACAAAGCAAGGUGGAAUCUAUCCUCUCGUGUUUGCCUUUGCGCAGAAGCCAGCUACUACAUGA
Molecule: messenger RNA, 951 nt
Organism: Diaporthe batatas
Lineage: Eukaryota; Fungi; Ascomycota; Sordariomycetes; Diaporthales; Diaporthaceae
Exons: 1
Coding region: 1-951 (316 amino acids)
Source: RefSeq, a predicted model, not a curated record